Messenger RNA from Marmota flaviventris (yellow-bellied marmot), 1182 nucleotides. RefSeq names its product zinc finger DHHC-type palmitoyltransferase 22 (gene Zdhhc22). The record is from RefSeq and is a predicted model, not a curated record. Lineage: Eukaryota; Metazoa; Chordata; Mammalia; Rodentia; Sciuridae. Gene Ontology annotation, molecular function: palmitoyltransferase activity.
ACUCGCUGGCGCCCAAGUGGGAGGACGGCAGCUGCCCGCUCCCUCCUCCCCACAGCCCCGCUACCUGCCCAGUCCCCGAAGCGAAGCGUGAGAAGGCUGAGGGCCAGCCGGGCCGAGCCCACAACUUUGCAGCCUCUGGGCGGGCACGAGCCGGCUUCUGGGCUCCUCUUGUCGGCGACCAGAGCUCGGAAUGUAAUCGAGGAUGCUGGCCCUGAGGCUGCUCAACGUCGUGGCCCCCGCCUAUUUUCUGUGCAUCUCCUUGGUGACCUUCGUGCUGCAACUCUUCCUCUUCCUGCCCAGCAUGCGCGAGGACCCCGCGGCUGCCCCUCUCUUCUCGCCUGCCCUGCUCCACGGGGCGCUUUUCCUAUUUCUCUCCGCCAACGCCCUGGGCAAUUAUGUCCUGGUCAUCCAGAACUCCCCGGACGACCUGGACGCCUGCCAGGGUACCUCGUCCAAGAGGGCUCUGUGCCCCCCGCCCAGCACCCACUUCUGCCGGGUGUGCGCCCGAGUCACGCUGCGGCACGACCACCAUUGUUUCUUCACCGGCAACUGCAUCGGCAGCAGGAACAUGCGCAACUUCGUCCUGUUCUGCCUCUACACCUCCCUUGCCUGCCUCUAUUCCAUGGUGGCCGGAGUGGCUUACAUCUCUGCUGUCCUGUCCAUCUCUUUCGCCCAUCCCCUGGCCUUCCUCACGCUCCUGCCCACUUCCAUCAGCCAGUUCUUCUCCGGAGCUGUCCUCGGUUCUGAAAUGUUCGUCAUCCUCAUGCUCUACCUCUGGUUUGCCAUCGGCCUGGCCUGCGCCGGCUUCUGCUGCCACCAGCUGCUGUUGAUCCUCCGGGGGCAGACCCGCCACCAGGCUCGGAAGGGGGUGGCAGUGAGGGCCCGACCCUGGCGCAAGAACUUGCAGGAAGUCUUCGGAAAGAGGUGGCUGCUGGGCCUGCUGGUCCCCAUGUUCAAUGUCGGAAGCGAGAGCUCUAAGCAGCAGGACAAAUAGCAGACACUCCAUCAUUUCUCUCCCUCUGAACAUAAGACCAUGACAUCUGUCUCUACCCGUGAUCCACCGCAACCUCCAACUGGUAAGGUCCUUGCACCCGCCCCUGAUCUUCAACCCCUAGGGACAGCGCUAGCUGGUGGGCCAUGGCAGGAAGAACUGCCACCGGGCACUGCUGGGCUUCUCACCAG